UGCUCCUUUUUUUAUUAUUUUUAACUUAUCAGGAUACGGAAAUAAAUAUCUAUUUUUCGUACAGAAGGAAAAUUAAAGAAACCAGUGGCAUAUAUUCUCCUAAACUUCUUGUGGAUCAGAAGACACUUUUCUAUUCAUUCAGUGCUCCUCCUGUUGUCUGCUCAGCAGUCUUUUCUGCCUCUGGCUCAAAAUAAAAUAAAGAAACUCAACAAGGCACCAAAAUCCCAAAAAUGUUUGAUGACUGAACAAAAAGUAGGGAAAGAAUAAAAUUGAAGUAGCCAGAGCUUCAUCCAGUUCCAGUGGUAUCAAAAUGGCUAUACCGGAAGCAAGAGCAAUUGGCUUUUCAAGCUUUCCGUCGUCUUCUUCAUAUCUUGGUUGGAACUCCAGAGCCACCUCCUCUUCAUUCUCAUGCACACUAUCAAUGCAAAUAGUCAGUAAGUCAAUUAUUUCCCGUGGAUGUGUCACCUGUUCUGCUGUGCAAGAAUCGUCUAGUCCUACAGCCACUGCUAAAACAAAGGAAGCCACUCCUGCUGAAGCAAAACCAUCAGCCAUUGCUGAAACAAAGGCUGCAGCUGCUGCUGAGAAGGAGGAAGUCAAGGCAGCCCCAAAAGCAGCAGCAGCAAGGCCCAAACCUGCAGCAAAGACUCCUGCCAAACCACUGCCAGAAUUGAUGGUGGAGGAUGUUAUCCCUUCAUUGAAAACAAUACUUGAAGGUCAAGAUGAUCUCUCCGAAAUUGAGCUCUCUUUCCAAGACAACAAGUUAGAAGGUUCAUUCCUGAAGAAGGGCUGUCCUUACUCAUUCUGGGCCUUCUUCCCUAGCGGAGACCUUUCAGGUCCAAAAGGUUUUUCAUUGUCUUCAUAUGGCUCAGGAGCAAGCACUGUCGAGCCCUUCCUCGUUGAUGAGAAGAAAAUUACAGCGAAGCAUGUAGUCUUCUGGGUUGAAAAGCGUUUGGCAGCCCAAGGAAUCAUUCCUGUCUGGAAAGAAUGAUUUAUAGCAUAAAAUCCAUGCCAUGUAAUUAUUCAUGUCGGAAAAUAAUGCUCGCAUAUAAAAUUUUCCAAUUCAUUUAACACGUUAUUCCACAAUCCACACUGUCUCUCCCUUAUCCUUCUCAAAA
Molecule: messenger RNA, 1115 nt
Organism: Durio zibethinus
Lineage: Eukaryota; Viridiplantae; Streptophyta; Magnoliopsida; Malvales; Malvaceae
Source: RefSeq, a predicted model, not a curated record